AUGUGGGAACGAAAGCAGUCUCAGUGUCCUUACAGCCCAGACGCGCGAGACAGUGAUCAUGCCCAUCAUCGGAGGGAGUGGUUUGGCAUGCAAAUUCCACUCGCCAAUAGUCAUUGUCCGUUUAUUCCAAUGCUCAGAGGUGAUUGGGACUCCCAAAGAUUUUAUACUGAACUGCUGGAGAUGAUGGAAGAGCAGCAGAAAACAGCAGAGAAACAGGAGGAAGAGCUGAUUGAAGAGCUGGAGCAGGAGAUCACUGAGCUAAAGAUGAGAAACACUGAGCUGGAGCAGCUUUCACACACUGAAGAUCACCUCCACCUCCUACAGAUUUACUCAUCGCUGUGCAGCCCUACAAACACCAGGAACUGGUCUGAGAUCAGUGUGAAGACUCAUGAGAGUCUGGAGACUCUGAGAAGAGCUCUGACUCAACUGAAGAACACUAUAGAUGAGAAACUCACACAAACUGUCUCUACAGAGCUGAAGUGGAUGCAGCAGUAUGCAGUGGAUGUAAUUCUGAAUACUGAUACAGCUCAUCCCAAUCUCAUCCUGUUGAAUGAUGGAAAACAAGUGAGAUGUGGAGACAUUAGACAGAAACUCUCAGGCAACACAAACAGAUUUGAUGAAUGUGUAAAUAUUUUGGGAAAGGAGGGAUUCUCCUCAGGGAGAUUUUAUUUUGAGGUGCAGUUGAAGAGAAGGGCUAAAUGGACUUUAGGAGUGGCCAGAGAAUCCAUUAAAAAGAAGGGAGAGAUUACACUGAUUCCCAGUGAUGGAUACUGGACUGUGUGGCUGAGGAAUGGAAAUGAAUAUGCGGCUCUCUCUGAUCCUUCUGUCUCUCUGUCUCUGAGAGUGAAUCCGCAGCGGGUCGGUGUGUUUGUGGAUUAUGAGGAGGGUCUGGUCUCCUUUUAUGAUGUGGAGUCCAGCUCUCAUAUCUACUCUUACACUGGUCAGUCUUUCACUGAAAAACUCUAUCCAUUUUUUUGGCCCAUGCCUUAA
Messenger RNA from Labeo rohita (rohu), 990 nucleotides. Its product is annotated as E3 ubiquitin-protein ligase TRIM39. Bases 1 to 990 code for a protein of 329 amino acids. Gene Ontology annotation, molecular function: protein binding. The transcript has 6 exons. Lineage: Eukaryota; Metazoa; Chordata; Actinopteri; Cypriniformes; Cyprinidae. The record is from RefSeq and is a predicted model, not a curated record.